UACAUUCAACUAACAUAUUCAUAUUGCAUGUAAUGUAUCAUCCCUUUAAAAAUUCAAAGCUUCUUUAUACAAAAAGCAGAUAAAGUCCCUUCAUUAACACACUUUAUAACCUCUUCUGCCAUACCAAAAACAUCAUAUCCUAAACCAUCUUUACCUUCAAAACUCAGAGAGAGAAACAAAGUGUAGUAAUUGAAUAGUUUUGUGUUGCUUUCUUAUUGUGCUAGAAGAAUGCAUAUAAUUUCUUACAUGUCAGUGUGCUUUGUUAUGGUUUUAUUUUAUGCUUCUGUUCUUCCUUUCACCCAAUGCACAACCUUGGAGGAGGUGAAUCUGUUCAACAGCCACAGGAACACAAAUAACAAACUUCACAAGCAGGUAAAUCAUCAUCAUCAUCAUCAUCAUCAUCAGAAAUCAUCUGAUAUAGCACUACAUGGAUUUCUUCUAUGGGGUUCAAUGGGAUUGUUAAUGCCUCUUGGAAUACUUACCAUCAGAGGAUCAAAUAAAGCUGAACCUGGAUCAAGAAAGAGUAGAAUACUCUUCUAUUUCCAUGUUGCUUUUCAGAUGCUUUCAGUACUUCUUGCCACAGUAGGAGCUGCUAUGUCAUUGAAAAAAUUCGAGAAUUCAUUUGAUAACAAUCAUCAAAGGUUAGGUCUAGCACUUUAUGGUGCUAUACUGCUGCAAGCUUUCAUUGGAUUUUUCAGACCUCAUAGGGGAAAGAAAGUAAGGAGUUAUUGGUACUUAGUACAUUGGAUACUAGGAACAAUAGUGUCCCUUGUGGGGAUUAUCAAUGUUUACACAGGAUUAAGAGCUUAUCAUAAGAGAACAUUAAAAAGCACAAUGUUUUGGAGUAUAGUUUUCACAGUGGAAGUCUCUUUCAUUGGAUUGAUUUACCUGUUUCAAGACAAAAUGGAGUAUAUGAAAAAGCAAGGAGUGAUUGAAGGAGGUAGUGAUGAGUCAACUAUGUCAUCAUCUUACCAAGAUGUGAUUCCUCAACGACAAAAUCAAAAGGAGAUGUUGCCAGUUGCAUGUGGAAAGAUAAACGCACUUGGAAAUUUGUUUGACUAACACCUGACAUAGUAUUAUAAAUAUCGGUAUAACACAGUGAAUGACAACAAUUUCAUACUGCUGAAAUAGCAGCAUGACGCCGUUGUCACUCACUAUGUUGGUUUGUUAAUUUUUCAGUCUACUUUUUUGGUGCAUGCACUUUAUAUGUGCAAGUGGGAUAUGAUAGAGUGCAUUGAUCAAAAAGUGAAGUUUGGUUUUCUGGACAGAUUUUUGAAAGUAUAUUUUUCAUGACGUGUAUGAUGAACAUGAUAAGUUUGUGUGUAUGUGUGAAUACUGACAGUAUUAUAUAUUUAUAUUGCAAUGUUACUUGAAAUGAAAGGGUAUAUGUGGUGUUAUUGAA
Molecule: messenger RNA, 1402 nt
Organism: Lathyrus oleraceus (garden pea)
Lineage: Eukaryota; Viridiplantae; Streptophyta; Magnoliopsida; Fabales; Fabaceae
Product: cytochrome b561 domain-containing protein At4g18260
Exons: 3
Coding region: 229-1062 (277 amino acids)
Molecular function (GO): transmembrane monodehydroascorbate reductase activity; heme binding
Source: RefSeq, a predicted model, not a curated record